Hibiscus syriacus is the source of this 2493-nucleotide messenger RNA. RefSeq lists its product as uncharacterized. Bases 116 to 2371 code for a protein of 751 amino acids. The record is from RefSeq and is a predicted model, not a curated record. The transcript has 2 exons. NCBI's taxonomy places the organism in Eukaryota, Viridiplantae, Streptophyta, Magnoliopsida, Malvales, Malvaceae.
AAUCUUCACAUGAUGAUCCUCAUCUAUUAGGCAAGCUCCAACCUGUCAAAGCAUUGACACAGCUGAUCCUAACAGCUUUCUAAAUAGUAUCCAAGAUGAUUUAGGGUUGGGAACUAUGACUCAGGAUUUUUCUUCAGUUCCGGAUUCACAAGGAAUGCAUCAAGAAGAACAUGAUCAAAGAAAUUUGGGUGGAUUCAUUCCUACGAAUAUUCAAAUGUUUCCCCAUGGAUUGGUCUCUUAUCCUUUGGCCCACUAUUUUUCUGGCAUUGAAUUAGCCUCAAAUGCAGAGAAUCCAAUUGAGCCCAGUAGUAGUAAUUUUAGUUCUCAAGAAAUUGACCCUGGGGGAGUGGAACACGAGUUAUGGCAUGAACAGGAAAGAGGUUCUAAUGGUGGUUUUGAUUUUGAAAAUGGAAGUUUUGAAAUGCUUCAGUCAGAUGAUAAACAGCCUUCAACUUCAGCAAGGUCUAGGGUUGGCAGCUCUGGUAGUUCUACUAAAGCCCAUCAGAAGUUUACAAAAGAAACUCGAGUACCAAGAGAACAUCGUCUAAAUGUUUUCAACUAUCAAGAUAAUAGAGCUAGUGAUGUUUACUUAGAUAAAAGAGCUAUGAGUUCUGGAUCCAUGCCUGCUUCACAUACUAGUUCAAUCAGGAGUAAAACCUCAUCAGAAGCUUAUUGGGAAGAGUCAUCAACAAGGGUCUUUAAUCCUGCUAGGGAGAAACAAGGUAGGAAAACAGAUGCUUCUGUGCUUCCUUCUGCUGUAUGUGUGAAUGGUAAGAGUUUAUCUGGGCAUUCCUUGCAGGUAGAUGAUGAUGCCGAUCCGCCAUCAAUACUGGGCGCUGAAAUGGCUGAAAGAACUAUUGGCUUUGGACCUCAACCGGAUGGUUUGUUUCCUAAUCAAAAGCAUCAAAUGCCUGGAUUUGAGGAAGCUCAGACAAGCAGAUCAGAUCCACUGUUUCGUAUUCCUCCAUUCCUCUCAGGUCCAAGUUCGGGCCGAAGAACAAUGGAUAAGUCUGUAGUUCCUCCCUUGGCCUUCACGGUAACAGGACCACCAUUUCCAUUUUUGUUCUGUCCUGUGUGCAACAUUCUAGAAGAAAAAGGAACUCCAGAUGCAUCAACAAGCCCUUUUAGUUGGGAUGAAGGUUUGGAUAACAAUGAUUCUGGUAAAUUUUUUGAAUCAUCCGAGGGACUUGAUCAGCCUGAGGUGUCAAGUACUUCUAGUUCUAUGAAAAAGGUUUCAUCUCUUGAAUCAUCUGAGCAUAAAUUUGACAUUCUUAAAGGUGACAUUGCUAAUCAUUGGCAAAAUUUGCAGUAUGGACGGUUUUACCAAAAUUCUAGAGAUCCUCCAAUGUUGAUUUAUCCUUCACCCGUUAUGGUGCCACCGGUCUAUUUACAAGGUCAUUUCCCAUGGGACGGUCCCAGGAGACCUCUUUCUACCAACAUGAAUCUCUUUUCUCAACUUACAAGUUAUGGGCCUCGUAUUCUUCCUGUUACACCCCUCCAAUCUGUUUCGAACAGACCUGUCAAUGUAUUCCCAAGGAAUGUUGAUGAAAUUCCAAGAUAUCACAGUGGUACAGGGACAUACCUGCCAAACCCUAAAGUCCCUAUGACAGAACGCCAUUCUGCAAAUACAAGGAGGGGAAAGUAUAAUUACGACAAAAAUGGCUACCAUGGUGAUAAAGAAGGGAAUUGGAAUGCCAAUACAAAGUCACUAACUGCUUGGCAUAGCCAUGGUCGCAACCGAGAUGAAAAAUCAAGGUCUUGGGGCUCACAUAAACAUGUUUCGCUUACAUCGUACCAGUCUCGGAAUGGACCAGUCUGCUCAAACCCUUCACAAAGUAGUUCUGCUAGCAUGCCAUAUGGCAUGUACCCACUACCAGCCAUGAAUUCGAAUGGGGUGUCAUCUAAUGGGCCUUGUUGUAUUCCAUCUGUUGUCAUGUUGUGUCCUUAUGAUCAUAAUUCUAGUUAUGAUAACCCUGCUGAACAACUAGAAUUUGGCUCUCUUGGACUGGUGGGUUUCUCGAGAAUGAAUGAAAUAUCACAGCUAAGUGAUGGGAUUUGCUCAAGUGGUGUAUAUGAGCAAAGGUUUCGUAGUGCUCUGCACAACAGUUGUCACUGGACCAGCCUUCUCCGCCCACCUCCUGAGGUACUAUCUCUUGUUUGUCUGAAAUAUAGUUUCUUUCGAAGAUGUUGCAAAACCGGUCUACAUGAAAACUACUCUGCAAAAAGUGGAUUUUCUGAUCGAGUGAAUCUUAGCGAGUGUUCUCACGAGAUGGUGUCAUCCAUGCUUCUUGGCUUGUGCUUGUAUGUACACCACGACCGACGAAAACCAUUUUUGAAGUUGCCUGGUUUUUCGAGGAUAGCGACAGAGUAAUGGCGAAAGGAAUGCAGGAUACAGAAUAGUGGUUAGUGUUUCAGUUUAGGGUUAUACACACUGUAAUUGAAAUAGGGUUGCUUUAGUAUUGCAUCUAAGUUCUACAUAUCAUGUUAUAAACC